Paramecium sonneborni is the source of this 414-nucleotide messenger RNA. NCBI's taxonomy places the organism in Eukaryota, Ciliophora, Oligohymenophorea, Peniculida, Parameciidae. The record is from the annotation of a GenBank genome assembly.
UAAAAAUGUCAUAAAAUGAUGACGGGUAACUUCCUGAACUUCAAAGAGAAAUUUAAGAGUGCUUGUACGUACUUGAACAUAUAUAAAAAACACCCUAUCCAUACCCCAAUUCAAUCUUAUAGCUAUAUUAAGAUUUGAAUAAAUAAUUAAAAAAAUUAUUCAAAAAAUCGCAAAGGUUAUAGGAGUAGAGCAUUAUUCCAAAUAGUUAAGGUGCCUUAAAGUAUUGUGAUAGCUCUUUGGAACUCUAAUCAAUAAUUUACAAUAAUGAAGUGCAAUAGGUUGGUUUACUCAAUCAAAAAGAUAUUGAAAAAAAGCAACAUAAUUUGAAGUCUAUGUAUACUGAUGCAAAAGAACAUCCAUAUCUAGAUGAGAAAAAAAAAAAAGGAAGAAGAUUAAAGUGAAAAUCGAUUUAGC